UAUUGAAUGUCCAAAGCAAGAAGAAAAAAAUGAACUUGUAUAAAGUCAAAAAAUAAUGCACACAUCUUUUAUUUCUUAUGGUACCAAACUACCAAAUUUAUUCAUUUCUAAAAUGGGUUUAUGCAAGUACAAUAAUUUGAUCUUAGUUCUCAAUUUCAUCACAUUAUUACUAUGUUGUUCUUCAUCACAAAUCAUCAAAGACUCCGAAACUCUAACAUCAAACAGUGGAAAUUUCACCUUAGGAUUCUUCACACCUCAAAAUUCCACAAACCGUUAUGUAGGAAUUUGGAGCAAAACUCAAGUCUUUGUUAUAUGGGUUGCUAAUAGAGAUCAACCAUUGAUCAAUGAUUCUUUAGGAGUUCUUACAAUAUCAAAUGAUGGCAAUCUUGUUGUAUUGAAUGGACAAAAAGAUGUUAUUUGGUCAUCAAAUGUUUCCAAUGUUUCAUCGAAAACCAAUUCUAGUUUCACACUUUCGGAUUAUGGAAGUCUUGUUUUGAUGGAUUCAACAACAGGAAAUACUAUAUGGGAGAGUUUUGAUCAUCCUUCAAAUGCAUUGUUACCAAGCAUGAAGUUUACAAGUAACAUGAACCUCACAUCAUGGAGAACCCCUUUUGAUCCGUUGAUCGGAAGCUUUUCUUUCAGCAUUGAACGGUUGAAGAUUCCGGAAGUUUUUGUUUGGAAUAAAACUCGGCCAUAUUGGCGAAGUGGCCCGUGGAACGGUCAAAUCUUUAUUGGGAUACAAGACAUGGGAACACGGUAUCUUAACGGUUUUCAUUUUGAGAAAGAUAGUACGAGAGGAACGGUUGAUUUGUCUUUCAGAGUAGAUGACUUUGGACUAGUGAUCUACGCCUUGAAUUCGCAAGGUCAACUUCAUGAAAAUUCUUGGAGUAUUGAAAAGGAGGAAUGGAUUGUUACAUGGACUAAUCAUAGAUCGGAUUGCGAUGUUUAUGGUUUUUGUGGUCCAUUUGGAAUUUGUAAUUCAAAAGGGUCACCAAUUUGUAGCUGUUUAGAAGGGUUUGAACCAAGAAACAAACAAGAGUGGAAUCAAAAAAAUUGGACUAGUGGAUGUGUAAGGAAGACAGUUUUGCAAUGUGAGAUUGCGAAAAAUCAAAACGAGAGUAAAAAUGGUAAUGAAGCAGAUGGUUUCUUGAAAUUGAACACGGUAAAAGUACCGGAUUUUGCAGAAUUGUCUUUUGAUGAACAAGAUGAAUGCAAAAACCAGUGUUUGAUGAAUUGCUCUUGCAUUGCAUAUUCAUAUGAUGCUGAUAUUGGUUGUAUGUCUUGGAAUGGAAAACUAAUUGAUAUACAACAAUUCCAAACUGGAGGAUCCGAUCUAAACGUUCGUGUACCCUAUGCUGAACUUGGCAUAUCAGAUAAAGGGCAUAAAGGAACAAUCGUCAUUAUAAUUUCAGUAUUAACAGGAAUUAUCAUAAUUGUGAUCAUUGCUGCAUAUUUCAUUUGUAUGAGGGCUUCAAACCCUGUGAGAAAAAAGCAGAACAGAAUUUUUCAAUUCAACAAAAUUGUAAAACCUGAAGGAUACACUAACAAUGCAAUUGGAGAAUUGUCACAAGAGAAGCUACAAGAGUUAUUACUAUAUAAUUUUGAAAAGCUUGCAACUGCUACAAACAACUUUGAUUUAUCCAACAAACUUGGACAGGGAGGUUUUGGUCCUGUAUACAAGGGAAUACUGCAAGAUGGUAAGGAAAUAGCGGUUAAAAGACUUUCUAGAUCAUCUGGACAAGGGCUAGAAGAAUUCAUGAACGAAGUAGUAGUGAUUUCUAAGCUUCAGCAUCGCAAUCUUGUAAGACUUUUAGGCUGUUGUAUUGAAGGAGACGAAAAGAUGUUGAUGUAUGAGUACAUGCCAAAUAGAAGUUUGGAUGCAUAUGUUUUUGAUCCGUCAAGAAAUAAACUCCUGGAUUGGGAAAAACGCUUCAACAUUAUAGAAGGAAUAGCUCGUGGAUUGCUUUAUCUACACAGGGAUUCUAGGCUAAAAAUCAUACACAGAGAUUUGAAGGCGAGUAAUAUCCUUUUGGAUGACGAGCUAAAUCCAAAAAUAUCUGACUUUGGUAUGGCCAGAAUCUUUAAAGUGAGUGAAGAUCAUGCCAAUACACAAAGAGUUGUCGGAACAUAUGGUUAUAUGGCUCCAGAAUAUGCAAUGCAAGGAGUAUUUUCGGAUAAAUCAGACGUCUUCAGCUUUGGAGUUUUGCUAAUUGAGAUUGUUUGUGGAAGAAGAAACUCAAGCUUUAUUGAAAGUGAAAAUGCUUUGACUCUCCUAGGAAUUGCUUGGAUUCAAUGGAAAGAAGGCAAUAUUUUAAGUUUAAUAGAACCAGAAAUAUAUGAUGAUUGUCAUCAAAAGAAUAUUUUGAGGUGCAUACAUAUAGGACUUCUAUGUGUACAAGAAUCAGCUGCAGACAGACCUACUAUGGCUGCAGUGGUUUCUAUGCUUAACAGUGAAAUUAUGGACAUUCCACCUGCAAGACAACCUGCAUUCCUCUUGAUGCAGAAUAUGAUGAAUACAGUCUCCUCUGAAGAAAGAAUUGAAUUGUAUUCUAAUAAUGGUUUGAGUAUCACAAACAUUCAUGGAAGAUAGUAAAUUGUUGAAGCUUUGUGUAAAUGGUUCACUGGUUCAAGUCUUCCCAGUAAGAGUCGUGUAUUGAUACAUAAAACAAGUCUCGAUCUAUGAAGCACCGACACCUCUAUGAUUAGGCGUGUCGCGGUGUCCGACACUCGUAUGACACUUCUACGACACGUGUCGGAUAGGUCAGACCGGUGUCCAAAAAAAAGUCAAUUUUUCUUUUACUUUGACACUUCUUUGAUCGGUGUUCGACACCUGUAAGACACGCAUGCGACACGUGUCGGACAAGUGUCCCAAAAAAAUUGUUUUUUUUUUUGCUUAUACUCUCCUUAGGCACAUAUCAGACAUAUCUACAAGAGUUAAAGAUAUGUCGAAAAGGUAAAGAAAAGAUAAAAUAUGUAGAUAAUUUACAUUUUAUUGAUCAAUAUUUUUAGUUUUUCGAUAGUAGAUGGAUAAAUAAAAUGUAAAAUAUUAUUAUAUCUUGUUUUCAAUCUUUUUUUAAGAAAUAACUUGCUUAACUUAGAUUUACAUGUAUAUAUUUUGAUUCUAAAUUUAUAUGUUUUAUAAA
Trifolium pratense (red clover) is the source of this 3143-nucleotide messenger RNA. Its product is annotated as G-type lectin S-receptor-like serine/threonine-protein kinase At1g11330. Bases 56 to 2590 code for a protein of 844 amino acids. The transcript is spliced from 7 exons. Lineage: Eukaryota; Viridiplantae; Streptophyta; Magnoliopsida; Fabales; Fabaceae. The record is from RefSeq and is a predicted model, not a curated record. Gene Ontology annotation, biological process: protein phosphorylation; recognition of pollen. Gene Ontology annotation, molecular function: ATP binding; protein serine/threonine kinase activity.